AUGGCAGGCACGCGGAAUCUCCUAUCUCUCGCUGGCAGGACUGCCCUACGAACUCCUCGGUCGCAAUCAGGAACCUCCUUCUUGGAUUCAAUUGUACCUGCAUCUAAAAGAUCAAAAAGCACAAAUUCCACCUCGGCGCUAGCCUACAAAGCCUUGCACCGACGAUCAUCACAUCUUCCUCUGCCAGUAUCCGAAACCUCCCCACAGUAUGGUGCUGCAGCAGCUGUCUCUUCCAUUCUCUACGAAACCCCGGUAGCCUCCCAAGCUCCUCAGAAGAAGCAUAUCCUCAACUGCUUGGUCCAGAAUGAGCCGGGUGUGCUAUCGCGCGUGUCGGGAAUUCUGGCGGCCAGAGGCUUUAACAUCGAUUCACUGGUUGUCUGCAAUACAGAGGUUGAAGAUCUGAGUCGAAUGACGAUCGUGUUGCAAGGCCAAGAUGGCGUCGUGGAACAAGCUAGGCGCCAACUAGAAGAUUUGGUCCCUGUUUGGGCAGUGCUCGACUAUACCUCAGCUGCGCUCGUGCAACGCGAACUGCUUCUGGCCAAGGUCUCCAUUCUCGGACCCGAAGUCUUUGAGGAGUUGAUGGAGCAUCAUCGAGAGAUGACCAGCCAGGAAUACGAUGAACCAAUUGAAAGCGAUCCCGAGGCGGCAGAAGAAAAUGCAGAAAGAAGACUGCAGGAACUGGAGGAGAAUAAGCCAGAAGAAUCGGGCCUCAUUCAGCGAGCACGAGAAAUGCUUGGUCAAAGCAGCAACUUCCACCCCAGCCGUCUAGCUGCUAGUCAGGCGUUGCGGCACAAGCAUGAGCAUCUUGAGGCUAUCACUCAUUUGACGCAUCAAUUUGGCGGAAAGGUCCUCGACAUCAGUACAAACAACUGCAUAGUGGAAGUGUCGGCCAAGCCAAGCAGAAUUGAUUCAUUCAUGAAGUUGAUCGCUCCGUUUGGUAUUCUCGAGUCAACAAGAACGGGUCUCAUGGCUCUGCCUCGAUCACCAUUGUACGGACCUAAUGAGGAUCUCCAACGCGAAGCCGAUGAGGUUGUUGACGCGAGCACAUUGCCUCCAGGUUAG
This is a messenger RNA of Exophiala xenobiotica, 1062 nucleotides long. Its product is annotated as acetolactate synthase, small subunit. Gene Ontology annotation, cellular component: acetolactate synthase complex; mitochondrial nucleoid. Gene Ontology annotation, biological process: branched-chain amino acid biosynthetic process. NCBI's taxonomy places the organism in Eukaryota, Fungi, Ascomycota, Eurotiomycetes, Chaetothyriales, Herpotrichiellaceae. The record is from RefSeq and is a predicted model, not a curated record. Bases 1 to 1062 code for a protein of 353 amino acids. Gene Ontology annotation, molecular function: acetolactate synthase regulator activity. The transcript has 2 exons.